AUGGCUCUUGAGACUGAGCUUGAUCCUUUCACUCAUUCGCUGCCUCACGCUAGGCAUGCAAGGGGUGCUUUUCUGCAUGUUGUAGCUUCCUUCGCUCCCAUGUUGGAGAGGGAUGCCUUAUCAAAUGACAGUGCAUGCACGAUAGAAACCAGUCUGACAAAGCUGUUCGAGGUCGCAAAGUCCACGACCUUGCCGGCGGAUUUAUCAUCUUUCCGGCGAUUCAGGCAACGAUUUCCUUCGAGUGAGUAUGAAGGUGCAGUAAAAGAAGAUGGAAGAGGACCAAGCAUAUGGGAUACCUACACCCACAAACAUCCAGAAAAAAUCGCUGAUGGCGGUAACGAAGACGUUGCUAUAGAUCAAUAUCACCGCUAUAAGGAAGAUGUGGGGAUUAUGAAGGAUAUGGAGUUGGAUGCUUACAGAUUCUCUAUUUCAUGGUCCAGAAUAUUACCAAAUGGAGCGUUAAGUGGUGGCGUUAACAUGAAAGGAAUUGAUUAUUACAACAAUCUCAUCAAUGAACUCCUACGCAAUGGUUUAAAGCCGUUUGUAACACUCUUUCAUUGGGAUGUUCCCCAAGCUUUAGAAGAUGAAUAUGGUGGUUUCUUAAGCCCUCGUAUUGUGUAA
Pyrus x bretschneideri (Chinese white pear) is the source of this 621-nucleotide messenger RNA. Its product is annotated as cyanogenic beta-glucosidase-like. The coding region runs from base 1 to 621 and encodes 206 amino acids. NCBI's taxonomy places the organism in Eukaryota, Viridiplantae, Streptophyta, Magnoliopsida, Rosales, Rosaceae. The transcript is spliced from 8 exons. Gene Ontology annotation, molecular function: beta-glucosidase activity. Gene Ontology annotation, biological process: carbohydrate metabolic process. The record is from RefSeq and is a predicted model, not a curated record.